Misgurnus anguillicaudatus (oriental weatherfish) is the source of this 1697-nucleotide messenger RNA. RefSeq lists its product as uncharacterized. The record is from RefSeq and is a predicted model, not a curated record. NCBI's taxonomy places the organism in Eukaryota, Metazoa, Chordata, Actinopteri, Cypriniformes, Cobitidae.
AAGCGUAAACUCCUCCUACUUGCACAUUUCUGAAAUCCCUCCUACUUGCGGCAUAAGCUCCUCCCACUUGCGGCAUAAGGUCCUCCCACAUGCAGUCUCCGGGCUGCAGCGAUAUAUAUACUUGGAAACCAUCAUUCGCUAUAAAACACGGAACCACCCGCUUUCAUACAUCCAAUUCAACAACACAUUCAACGAAACGUAAAGAUGGCACACUGUGGCGAUCUGACCGUCGAACACGAGGGGGACAAACUGAUAGAUCUUUCAGAUCCCUUGCAGGAGGAGGGGUUCGGCGUUGAUGCAGCAGAGGUCCUACCACUAUACGAAAACUGUCUCGGGUGUAGCGAUUGCGAGCCUGGCUGUAGCACCUCACGCCAGAACGGAUGUGGUCGUUCAUCUAGGGCUGGUGAUCGUAGCGCAUGCGCUGAUGAUGAGGCAGACUGGUCCAAGUCGCAGAUGAACGCUUGCGAUCAAGCUUCCUGGGCUGAUGACAACGGAUUACCAUCGAGCGGUCAGCAGACACCGAACACUACUCAUCCUUCUGUUGAUGAAAAUAAUGAUGAAAGCUCAAAAAAAAUCCUAAAAGAAAAUCCUCAACUGGUUCAUGAAUUUCGCAACAGAAUACUGGCUCAAUAUGAAGAGAUAAAAAAAUAUUUAGACAAUUGUGAGCGUGAGCUUCAUAGAAGAUUUGACACUUUCGACCGCAAACUACAAGAGUUAAACGAUCGUUUACGCCAGAUUUACGUUCUGCUAGAUGCUCAUGACGGUGCUGUUCACACGAGUCUAGAUAGACAGCGUUCAGCCAUAGAGGAAAUAGCUCAUCUUCUUCUUCUGUGUUUAUUGGCGGAUGGCAAACCAACUAGUAGGUGCAUUUAGUGAUGGUCGUUUUCGAAGCACUGCUUCAUGAGGCUUCGAAACAUUUACGAAUCUUUUGUUUCGAAUCAGUGGUUCGGAGCUUGUUUCAAACUGGCCCAAGUCAGGUUUUUUUUUGCAGUCAACAAUGGUACAAUGAAAUAUAUGCAAUUAAACAAAAGUAUACAAUUUUUUAAAUCAACAAGCCAGAGUUAUAUAAAAUAAAUAAAUAAACAAAGAGAGCGAGAAGGGAAAAAAAGAAAAAGAAAAAAGAUGUCAUUCAAUUAGCAAUGUCAUAUUUGCUUGCAAUCAUGUGAGCUCUGUCAGAUUUUUUUACAGUAAUUCUUAAGCUCAUUUUUAAAGUGAACGAAUUUUGGUUUGGAGUCAGACCAUUUUACUUUAUGAAUGUGAAAUCUCCCCAGUAAAAUCAACAUCUGAAUAAGAUAUUCCUUUUCUUUAUCAAGUGUUUGAUCAUUGAAGUAUAUUAAUAUGUCCAGUCCAGUUUGAAGGAUCCUACCUUAGAUCCUCACGUGCAGAAUGUUUUUAUUUUUGUGUUUUUUUAUCUUUAAUCAUUUAUUUACAUAAUCAUCAUGAUCAUUAGUUAUUAUCCAUUUAAUUAUUGUAUUUGAUUAUUUAAUAUUAUUUUAUCAUUAUCAAUUUCAUUAUUAUCAAUUUUAUUAUUACAUUAUUGUUUAUUAAUUCAUUUAUUCAUUAUUGUUUUUUAUUCAUUAUUCAUUCAUUAUUAUAUUUCUGUAUUUUAUUAUAUCAUUCAUUAAUUCAUUGUAUUUCUAUAUUUUAUAUGUCUCUUGGUGGUUCAGUUUCACAUUGGGGAAGUUUGCAACUGAAAC